Molecule: messenger RNA, 615 nt
Organism: Naumovozyma dairenensis CBS 421
Lineage: Eukaryota; Fungi; Ascomycota; Saccharomycetes; Saccharomycetales; Saccharomycetaceae
Gene: VFA1
Product: Vfa1p
Exons: 1
Coding region: 1-615 (204 amino acids)
Biological process (GO): vacuolar transport
Cellular component (GO): endosome
Source: RefSeq, a predicted model, not a curated record
AUGAUUAAUGAAUACGUAUCACGUAAAGUCAGUUUAAAGGAUAUUAAUGGAUGUCUUAUAUGUCAAAAACCUACGACGACAGUAUUAUAUAACAAAUCUGGUCCAGAUUGGUUCUACACAUGUGAUAUCCACUUGCAAGAUAAUCCUGAAUUUGUUAAACCAAUAUAUGGGAAAGAUUACGAGACCAAGACCAAUCGUCUGAAAUCAGUUCAACAAGAAUUGCAUAGGAUUCAGAAAAAUAAUGAUCCAUCAUCAUGGGAUGGAUGGGUAGGUAAACUAUUCAUUAAGAAGAACAAAAACCAGAGUCCGGACAAGGACAAGGACAAGGACAAGGACGAGAAUAAGGAUGGUGAUAAUAAUAAUAAUAAGGUGGGAAAUGAAUCUACAGGGAAUAGAUCUGACAUGCUACAACGAGAAUACCAAACGUUACUAGAUGAAUUAACCCAUUUAAAACAGAACAACAGAAAGUAUCAAUUGGAUAAUUCACUUUAUGAGAAUCGAGUACAAAGAAGGAUUAGAACUCAAAGGAUAAAGGAAACUUAUACUGCCACAAAUCCCGAAGAGUUGGCACAACGACUGGCCACUUUCCCUAACGUUCCGACAGACAAACCCUAA